Messenger RNA from Ochotona curzoniae (black-lipped pika), 2335 nucleotides. RefSeq names its product succinate-CoA ligase GDP-forming subunit beta (gene SUCLG2). Gene Ontology annotation, cellular component: succinate-CoA ligase complex; mitochondrion. Gene Ontology annotation, biological process: tricarboxylic acid cycle; succinyl-CoA metabolic process. Bases 24 to 1322 code for a protein of 432 amino acids. Gene Ontology annotation, molecular function: succinate-CoA ligase (GDP-forming) activity; ATP binding. The record is from RefSeq and is a predicted model, not a curated record. NCBI's taxonomy places the organism in Eukaryota, Metazoa, Chordata, Mammalia, Lagomorpha, Ochotonidae. The transcript is spliced from 11 exons.
CCGCUCCGGGUUUCCUGUUUAAGAUGGCGUCCCCCGUAGCAGCACAGGCCGGGAAACUUCUGCGACACCUAAGGCUGCGGCCCCGGCUCCUGGCCCCCAGGUUCCAGGCAGUUCAGCUGACCUCCAAAAGAUGGCUCAACCUGCAGGAGUAUCAGAGCAAGAAACUGAUGUCUGACAAUGGAGUGAGAGUGCAACGGUUCUUCGUGGCAGACACUGCCAGUGAAGCUCUUGAGGCUGCUAAAAGGCUCAAUGCCAAAGAAAUUGUUUUAAAAGCCCAGAUCUUAGCUGGAGGAAGAGGAAAAGGUGUCUUCAAUAGCGGGUUGAAAGGCGGUGUUCAUUUAACCAAAGACCCUAAAGUUGUGGGACAGCUGGCUGAACAGAUGAUUGGCUAUAAUCUAGCAACAAAACAAACUCCAAAAGAAGGUGUGAAAGUUAACAAGGUGAUGGUUGCCGAAGCCUUGGAUAUUUCCAGAGAAACCUACCUGGCUAUUCUGAUGGACAGAUCAUGCAAUGGCCCUGUGUUGGUGGGCAGUCCACAGGGAGGUGUUGACAUUGAAGAGGUGGCAGCUUCUAAUCCAGAACUUAUCUUUAAGGAACAAAUUGACAUUUUUGAAGGAAUAAAGGACAGCCAGGCUCAGCGGAUGGCAGAAAACCUCGGCUUCCGUGGACCCUUGAAAAACCAGGCUGCAGAUCAAAUUAAGAAGCUGUAUAAUCUCUUCCUGAAAAUUGAUGCAACUCAGGUGGAAGUGAAUCCCUUCGGUGAAACUCCAGAAGGACAAGUUGUCUGUUUUGAUGCCAAGAUAAAUUUCGACGACAAUGCAGAAUUCCGACAAAAAGACAUCUUCGCGAUGGAUGACAAAUCAGAGAACGAACCCAUUGAAAAUGAAGCUGCCAGAUAUGACCUAAAGUACAUUGGACUGGAUGGGAACAUUGCCUGCUUUGUGAAUGGGGCAGGGCUGGCCAUGGCAACGUGUGACAUCAUUUUCCUUAAUGGUGGGAAGCCAGCCAACUUCUUGGAUCUUGGUGGUGGUGUCAAAGAAGCUCAAGUGUAUCAGGCGUUCAAGUUGCUGACUUCUGAUCCUAAGGUUGAAGCCAUCCUUGUCAAUAUUUUUGGUGGUAUUGUCAACUGUGCCAUCAUUGCCAAUGGAAUCACCAAAGCUUGUCGGGAAUUGGAGCUCAAGGUUCCCCUAGUGGUCCGUCUGGAAGGAACCAAUGUGCAAGAGGCUCAGAAGAUCCUCAGCAACAGUGGGCUGCCCAUCACUUCAGCUGUCGACCUGGAAGAUGCGGCCAAGAAGGCCGUGGCCAGCGUGGCCAAGAAGUGAUGCCUUCAUUGUCCUGGCCCCCAGAGAAGAAGGCUGUCUCAUCACUGUGAAUGAAAUGCUUAUCUCACAUGGAGAAAACCAGGGGGCAGAGGAAAUGAACACUCAUCACUGAAUAAAUCUGUGUUUUCUUCAGUUAAGAUACGUAGAUGGCCUGAAUCUGAUUGUAGUUACAUUGUCGAUAAGAAUCCUGUCCUGCGUGCUCAUACUGUUUUUUUUUCUUGCUUUUUCACAGUAAGUCUGCUCAGUAGGCAGUGUUUUUGCCAACUUUGGGGUUAGGCUGUGUGGCCAAAUACCAUGUACCAAAUACAGAAUGUGAAAGUCAAGUAAUGCGCAUAUACACAGAAUGUGAGAAUCAGGCCAUGGAUAUGGAGAAGAAUUUUGGUAGAAAUUUAAUCCUAUGUGCUAAUUCAAAAAAUCAAAACACAAUCCCUAAAAAAAAAAAGUCAAGACAAGAUUACUUCUAACAUAAUCACUCCUGAAAGCGGGCUGCCGAGACACAAAUCCCUUUCCACUUGGCAGCAGUUCUUACAAGUUUCUCACACAUGUCUGGGAUAUCGAAAAUUUUCCAAAAUGCAUUUUUACGAUCAAAGAUCUGCUUUGGUGCACUGCACAUGCGUUCUACCACUUGCCUUAACACUGAAUAUACUGUUUACUUCAGACUAACAGAAAAGCCAGAAGCCUUAUUUGUGAUUUUGGAGUAAUUUUCAAAGCAUACAGUUGAAAGAUGCUGCUUCUGCUGGAAAUUUCUAUGAUGAUAAUUCUGAGAUAACACCCAAGACAGUGGUGUUGAAUGUGGGGUCUCCUUGUCUGUGCACCAAGCCCACCCUGCCCGUCUCCCAGGGUAGACCAGCUGUGGUAAAACGACGGGAACAUAAUGAAGAUGAGUAUGUCUGGAUACCAUGAUGCCCAUUUUCACAGUGGGAAGAAUUUGAGAUACAGGUUUGUCUAAGUUUUGGCUAAUUUUUAUCUGCAUACAAGGUUAAAUAAAAAUCCUGUGUUUUGUAAGGUGUUAA